UUGAAUAACUUAAAACCGAGUUCCUGUUUCCCCUGCAGAACUGUAGGUUUUUGUAGUCUGUGACUGUCUGGGAUUUUUAGCUUGAUACACAGCAACUAAAGAAGUGACUUUCUUUACGCAGGGAGCAGAGUAUAUAUUUAAAAAGAGUUAUUUCCUCCUAACAGUAAUUAUAUUUCAUCUCACUAUUCACUGUGAAAGCCUCAGCCAGUUGCAUCUGUGGAACAUUUCUUUGCAGAGGUUGCCAUUUCAAUCUUCAUAAAAAAGGAAUUAGCUUUACACAGAAGGAUGAUUUCUCACAACAUGACAUGGAUAAGAUAUCCAAGCCGGAGCUUUGACCCAUCCAUCGAAAUAGAAGACCUCAUAGUUUCUCAAAAUGUCAUAUCAAGAUUUAUGCACUGCUACAUUGCCUUCUUUGUACCAACAGGUUUAACAGCUGGCAUAUUUAUCCUGACCAUCUUCAUAAAGAACUAUUUGCGGCAUAGUGUCUUGGAAAAAUUAGACAUAUUUCUUUUUUAUUUCACCAUCAGCAAUAUUGUAAUGAUAUUUUUUUCAUUUACUGUCAUAACUAGACCUCACUAUUUAAUGGCAACCCACUUAGGGUGUGGAGCGCUGUCGUUUUUUUUCAAUGUGAGUUAUUUCAAUUCUCAAUAUCUUCUAAUUUUGAUGCUUCUUGCUUUUUUACUCAAUAGAUUCCCACCAAGGACUGUUUUGAUGACCAAAGCAACUCAAAGUCCAAUGUUAUGUGUUGGAUUUGUAUUAACAUGUGCCUUCUGCAUAUCACUGGUAGUGGUGGCAUUGCUAGGCACAGAUAGCUACCACAAAGAAACAGACUGCCAGUUAGAUCCAUUAUUCGCAUGGCCUGAAUAUGAGAUUAUUAAAUUCAGCUUUGGGUUUGGAAUUCCAUUGUUUUUCCAGAUACUCUGUUUUAUUCUAUUUUUUGUUAAAGCAGCACAACCAGAAGCUCCAACCCUAAGAGAGAAUAUUCGAACUUAUCUGGCUGUGCUGACUAUAACCAUAACAAUGUUUGUAUGCCGUCUGUUUUACAACAUCAUGAUUCUCUCCAGGACCACAUUAAAGAUACACAAAAACAUUGGAACUCCCAAGAAUGAGCUAAUGAUGAAUAUUGCUGAGAUAGUCUUGUUUAGUGAGAACUGCAUUAGUUUGAUAUUCAUACUUUGUCUUCAUAAACCAUGCCAGGCUGGAAUACUGAAAAUCCUAAUGAAUCUCACAAAAGUCUGCAGAAAAGAUACUAUCAACAAUCGUCCUGAAAUGCCAGUAACAGAGAUACGUGGUGAAAAUGGGUCUCACUGACUUCCCUCCCCCCACAAAGUAUUGAAACUUUUUCACUUGUUUUAUCAAGAACUGUCCAUCUGUUUUGGCCCAACACUAGACCUACUUUACAAAUAUCUGAAGACAAAUGUUGUUUGGGACCUACCGUCAAGGAUUUUAAAAUGAAAAGAACUGGUUUAUGUUGGAAUUUCUCUAAACCAAAACAAAAAGUCUAACGUCUGCCAGAACAGCAUGCUUUCUUGAUGACUUCAAUGCACAAGCACGGAACUAAACAAAAGCACAGCAAAAGCAUCUUUACCAAAGACAAAAUCAGGAGGGAAAGACAUUCUGGUUUCACAAUGGUAUUUCCAUGCAACUGGAAUUUAGUGUACUAGAGACUGACAAUAUUUAUCUAUUACACAAAUAAUGGCUAAUUCGAAGGGCCAUAGCAGUAAAAUAUGGCCCAAGAGUGAAAAAUGUCUUGAAACUGUGAUAUUGGCAGAACUGCGAUAUAUUGUACAGUAUUCCAUAAUUUAAAAAAAUACUGUGUGAACCUGAGAACAUUCUCUCCCCUCUCUCCACCCUCCCUCUUGGAGCCCGUCAGGGGAUUUUUUGCCUUCAUUUCCCUUGUGGACAUAGCAGUCUUUUGAGAGAGAUGGAUCCAUUUAGCUCCAUCCAGAUUAUAAAGGAGGUGAGAGUGUCUCUUUGAGCAAGAGGAAAAUAAAGGCCUAGGGUAGUGAAGGCCCUGGAGGUGAAGCCUCUAGGAAGAGUGAAUCUUAGCAUAAGGUGUUUAAAAAAACAAAACAAUUAUAAAUAAAGGUAGAUCCCAAGAGGGGAGAGUUUGGACUCUAAUGCGGGUUCUGUGUACUCUGCUGAGAACAGGGUAGGGACUAGCAUUUGGUCCUAGAGUUGGGAUACCCUAAUACCCACUGCACAAAGAGGGAAAAUGGAAGAAAUUCUGAUAUGGAGGGUAGAACAGCAACUACACUAUCAGCCAGUUCAGAAAGCCCCCUUGCAGCAUCAGCACAGGCUGAAGUCCAAUAACUACUAGUUUCAGAUGCAAAUGAGGCUUACCUGGUUUCUUCUGAGUGGGGAGUUACUGCAGUUCAGUGGGACAAGGAAUCAUGAACUAUACAUUUAAUCUCCCUUGCCCCUUUUUCUGACACGGCAGUGCAAGCUUCAUACAAGGCUUUGGACAGGCAUGCGGCCAUAGGUUACAAGACUAUAAGGACUUAUUUUGGACUGACUGGGAGGUCUCAUAGGAGACUUACCAGCAGAGGUUUUGAAGUGAGCUCUUUCUGUCAGGGGUGCAACCCCAUACCUUUGCUCAGUAUUUGAUGGCUUGGGAACUCACCGGCUCAGGCAUAAUACCCAGAUGGUCAGGGAACAGUUGGAUUUUAUAACAGUGGAACAGUGCUUGGAAAGUCUGCCUGAGAGGGUGAAGGCUUGUGUGGACAGCUGGUGUCAGUGCACCCUGGUACAGGCACACAAAGAGGACUAACUGGAAGUUAAGCCACUAGAGAUAACCACUGUCCUGUCCUAAAAAUAAAGGAGGACAUCCAGCUGGACAGAUGGUAGAACUUCCACAUAGAAGAACAAGGGAGGAACCAAAAAGGAUGCUUGCCCAGAAGCCCAUAAAGAUCCAACACCUUUGACCUAUUGUCAAUUUCCAGAGUGGCCAACUUGCACAUAUAAAAAAGUCCUGCUGUUUCUGGAGCGUGACUACAUGGAGAUAUGUGGUCUCACUAAAGCCACAAGGAGCGGGCUUCUGACAGGAACACAGUGCCAAUACAACUAGAAGGGGGACAGAACAAGACCUCAGAGAUUUGGGAGUGACCAAACGUAAGUUAGGAGGUCUUUGUCAAGAGUGAGAUACUACACUUGUGUCAGCAUGCGACUCCUGGACAGAAUCCAUGACUUUUGUUUCCCUAUUUGGGAGUCAUAUGAAUUGACUCUGUCCCCCUUAUUACCAUGGCCUUCUUGCCAGGAGGGGAGACUAAAGCAUUUCCCUGGAAUCCAGAGCACAUACUGGGCCCUUGCUAAUGGUCAUGACAAGGAAAACACCAUAGGCAGUGAGGCGACUGGGUUCAGUGGCAGCAACAUGAGAUUGGGAAUUGGGUCCUGCAUGGGUUGAACAGGAGAAAAUGAAGGUGAGCCCAGGGAGGGGCUGGAAGGUAUGUAAUAGGGUGGUGGACUAAAACCCCUUAUUGGAAUAUAUACGUCAUCCUAGGAUCAGGUGCUCGACGCUUCCAUUAAGAUUCAGGGUAAUCACUGCUGGGACAUAAUAGCAGGAAGGUCCAUUUAGUUCCAAACAGGAUACAAGGGGGUGGGAGUGUCACUAGAAAGAACUGGGACAGAAUUGGUCCUGUAGGAACAGCCAAGGGAGGGAAAGAAACUUCAGCUAAGGUUUAUAUGGUUAUGUUUUUUAAAGUUAUCACUUUAUCACUACGGGAUAAAGGCUGAACCUAUUUACCAAAACGGUAGUGUGCACUUUCCUUCCCUUACCAGCAACAGCUCUGUUAGCCACCCUUUCUCCUGCCAGACUCGCCUAAUUUGCUGAGAAAUAGUCCACAUUUAUUUCUGGCCAUAUCACCAAAAAUUAACCAAUGGCAUUAAUUAAAAAAAGUCAAGAGUGGAUACUACAUGAAAUAUGUACAUAUGCUCCUAGGCACCCAGUUUGCUCUGGAAAAAGCCUUUGUCUUUCAUUGUAAUGCAAGAGAUAUAGGCUGCUGAUUGCUGGGGUGUUUGGGUGUGAAUUUUAGUGCUGAUGAAAUACAUUGGAAUGGCAGCGCUAGAGGCUAAGGACUUGCCUUCACUGCAACAUUUAGCUCAAAUUAGUACAUGCAAGUUACUCAACUCAAACUAGCCACUGGAGCUCCAGAGUGACUUAAUUAUAAGCACAAAAUGACUGGAUUAGCAGUUGCCUGAUUCAAGAUGCUGCAUCCCCUAUUACAUUCCUAAAGUCAGCAGCACUGGAGCUUCAGAUCACACCUAUUGAUGGAAUAGCUGGAUCAAAAGUACCACUUAAUUUAGUUUAGAGAUUUUUAAAUCUGGGCAUGAGUUGUGUUGGAGGCAAAACGUGAAUUACACUACAAGCUAACAAGGCAGCAAGGAUGAGCCCUGAAGCCCUCUAUAUAGUCACAGAACACAUAAACCUCAGACACUAACAACGAAGAUUUCCCCACAAUGUCCUGCCAAUAAGACUAAACCUGACCUGGAACGAAAGGAUAGGUGAAAGGAUAGGUUUUACCCUUGAUUCCUUAGUUUUAGGCACUGAUUUGCCAACAAUGGGGCCAAUUAAUGCCAAUUGUGUUGGUGGGUUUUAUGUGGACACAUGUCCUCAGACCUGGGACAUGUCUGAGAAAUGAGACUGAUGUACCCAGCAAAGGCUGCCAGGCUCAACUGGGAUUUCCAGAAAGCACUGCUGUUUCUUUGGACGGUGGAUUGGGUUAGUUUUUUAAUUUCUUAUUCUAUUUUUAUACUGAUUGCAAUGUGAAAUGGAUGAUUAGUUAUAGAGUUCUAAUGUUGUGUGUCUUUUUUCUUGAAGUUUAAAAAUCUAGGAUACUAAACCCAGUUUUUUGU
This is a messenger RNA of Caretta caretta (loggerhead turtle), 4851 nucleotides long. RefSeq lists its product as uncharacterized. Gene Ontology annotation, cellular component: membrane. Lineage: Eukaryota; Metazoa; Chordata; Testudines; Cheloniidae. The record is from RefSeq and is a predicted model, not a curated record.